Messenger RNA from Lathyrus oleraceus (garden pea), 762 nucleotides. RefSeq lists its product as uncharacterized. The record is from RefSeq and is a predicted model, not a curated record. The transcript is spliced from 2 exons. Lineage: Eukaryota; Viridiplantae; Streptophyta; Magnoliopsida; Fabales; Fabaceae. Bases 1 to 762 code for a protein of 253 amino acids.
AUGAGAGAAAAAACAUCAAAGGAAGCAUGGAAUAUUCUACAACAAGAGUUUGAAGGAGACUCAAAGGUGAGAACUGUGAAACUUCAAUCUCUUAAGAGAGACUAUGAAAAUGAAAGAAUGAAAGAGAAUGAGAGUUUGAAUGAAUACUUUAAUAGACUCUCUGAAUUGGUGAAUCAAAUGAAGUCACAUGGAGAUAUAAUAGAUGAUCGCAUAAUUGUUGAUAAAAUUCUGAUUAGUUUGACAGAAAAAUUUGAUCCUAUGAUGAUUGUUAUAGAAGAAACUAAAGACCUAUCAACUAUGUCUGUUCAAGGGUUGAUGGGGUCUUUGAGGUCCUACGAACAAAGGUUGUUACGACACUCUGAAAAAUUAGCUAAGCGUGCCUUUCAACCUAAACUCAACAUUCAACCCAACAAUGGUGAAAAUAAGCCCCCAAUACAAAAUAGAGGUGAGUCUUUUAGAGGUGACAAAUUUGGAAGAGCAUUUCAAGAAGAUAAAAAUGUGAGGUAUUUGGAUAGCGGUUGUAGAAAUCAUAUGACCGGAAAGAAAGAAGCUUUUAUAAACAUUAAUUCUUCAUUUGGCUCAAAAGUUAAAUUGGGAAAUGGAGAACAUGUUGAAGUAAAAGGAAAAGGAAACAUUGGAGUUACAACAAAGCAAGGAAGCAAAGUCAUUCAUGACACUCUUUAUGUGUCAGAGUUGGAUGAGAACUUGCUAAGCAUUGAACAGCUUUUGGAGCAUGGCUACUCUCUAAAUUUUGAGAAUUGA